This is a messenger RNA of Dothidotthia symphoricarpi CBS 119687, 962 nucleotides long. RefSeq lists its product as uncharacterized. Bases 179 to 724 code for a protein of 181 amino acids. The record is from RefSeq and is a predicted model, not a curated record. Gene Ontology annotation, cellular component: TRC complex. The transcript has a single exon. Gene Ontology annotation, biological process: post-translational protein targeting to endoplasmic reticulum membrane. NCBI's taxonomy places the organism in Eukaryota, Fungi, Ascomycota, Dothideomycetes, Pleosporales, Dothidotthiaceae.
ACGGUAUUGAAGACUUUGUGAAACAGCGGGGUGAACCCCACAGAAUCUAGGACAAGAGCAUCGACGAUCGAGAAUCCCAAGAUAAACACGACUUCCCAUAGCCUCCAGAGAUCCAGACCAGUACCUGACACCUAUUCCAUCAAACUACAUAGUAAAAAGCGACUCUAAACCCACCAAGAUGGCAACACAAGACGUUACCCUCCCCCAACACACCCCCAUUGGCGAAGCUCCCCGGUCCAUCGACGCCAUCGCCGCGCAGGAGAAAGCCUCCCAACUCCCUCGUUGGGAUGCCACUGUCGCCUUCCAACUCGGCUGCGCACUCCGCACGCGCCUGCUCACCUUCGACAAACCAACCGUGAUCCACAUUUCCACUGUCUCCACGCCAGCACAUGUUCUCUUCCACAGCGUGACCCAAUCUGGAACGGCGCUGGAUAACGAUUUUUGGGUUGCGCGGAAGCACAAGUCGGUGAUUCGAUGGGGCGCUAGCACAUGGAGGCUGCACAACCAGUUUGAGGGAGACGAGGAGAAGUUUGCGGCGAAGAUGGGACUGGGGGAGAAGGCCGGAGAAUAUGCGAUUCAUGGAGGUGGGGUACCGAUUUAUGUCAAGAAUUGCGAUGUGCCGGUUGCGGUUGUUGUUGUGAGUGGAUUGAAGCAGUGGGAUGAUCAUAUGGUUGUCAUCGAGGAGUUGGCGGGUAUUUGCAAGAGCCUGGGAGGAUCGGCUUGAGCGUGUUGCGGUUGGCUUUCGGGAGGUUCACUUGAGGGACAACAAGUUCCAGAGCCUGUCAUGUGCCUUGAAAUAUGCGUUCAUAGUGCUAUGAACCUCAGGAUUGACUAUUACGUGCAUUUAUCCUGACACGUGUGCGAAAGAGCUCAGUUCCAUGAAUUGAUACAGACGGGUCCCUGUCAAUAUUCGGUGAAAUCUCAAGUUCCAGGCAGGUGCUAUAGGAAUGCCAAACAGUCAC